Messenger RNA from Salarias fasciatus (jewelled blenny), 5434 nucleotides. RefSeq names its product transforming, acidic coiled-coil containing protein 2 (gene tacc2). The transcript has 22 exons. NCBI's taxonomy places the organism in Eukaryota, Metazoa, Chordata, Actinopteri, Blenniiformes, Blenniidae. Gene Ontology annotation, biological process: cerebral cortex development; nuclear migration; mitotic spindle organization. The coding region runs from base 338 to 4708 and encodes 1456 amino acids. The record is from RefSeq and is a predicted model, not a curated record. Gene Ontology annotation, cellular component: cytoplasm.
UUUACUCUCUCUCUCUCUGAGCAUUUUCCCACCAAAGCAGUGCUCCUCUGCUCUCGCGUGCAGUGAUGUGAAGCCGAGCUGCAGCUGAGGCUGGAAGGGAAGGCUCCUCUUUUUUUUUUUUUUUUAUUUGCCUUUCAUUUGAUUCGGCUGGAUUUCUUAUGUAAUGGAGAUUUUAUAUAACAAUGGCUUGAAAAUAUAUGUCACAGGAGCACCACUGGCAAUGCAGAGUCGUGCGAUCAUUAGUCACUGAGGCACACACUCUUAGAGACACAGAGGCGUGCACACACUCCUGCAGAGGUCCACCUGCUCUGGAGAUGCUGAGUCUGACUGGUUAACGAUGCAGUUCUGCAGGAAGGUGCUUUGCCAGCCGUGUAGCGCCAGAGUCACUUCACCAGAAGAGGACAUGGAAUACAAGAUGGGAAGCUGCAUCAGAAUCCCACACAGCAAGACUGAAGGUCACACUGGGAGUCUGACCCAGAGGGACGACACAACACUGCUGACUGACGCCUCCGCCAGCCAGCACAGUCCGGCGUCUCAGCCGCUGGUCCCCGACGUCCUGGUUGUCACCGGGGUGGAGGAGAGCGGAGGUGCGGCGGCAGACCAGGAGGAGGACAAGGAGGAGCUGGAGUUUCCCCACGACCUGCUGCCCAGUCUCGACUUCAGCAGUGAGCUCAACAUCUGGGAGUCCUCGCUCGGACCCCUCCCAUCCCUGGACUCUCCACAACAAGAGUUUCUUACUCCCACUGAGGAGAUAGCUGCUCCCCAGAGACCCGAGGAGAUCUCGCCAUCACCACCGGAGCCGGUAGCAGAGAUCCCAGCGCCAAAUAUUGUGACCAAGCCGGUAGAUCUCCCUGAACCUCUAAAGAAGUCAGCAGAUCUACUAACAGAACUUCACAAACCAGCGCAAGAGUUGCCAGAAGAGUUUCCAGAACAAACCGAACCAGACGAGCUCCCAGAACCAGUGGAGAAAGAGGAAGAGCCAGCGGAGGUUGCUGAAGUAUUUAUCAAUAAAGUAGCUUCUGCAGAAGAAGCGGGUGAGCAGUCCAAAGUCUUAGAACCUGCAACGAGUGCAGAGAAGAUCCCAGCGGAGAAUGAAGUAGAGCCAGCAAAGGAUGACGAACCACAGCCAGAGCUUAAAGACACGACAGCAGAAACCUUGCAGCCAGAUGAGAAGCUGGUCAACGAAGAGCAGGAGGAGCUCGUGAUAAAAAACGAAGCGAUCCCUUCUGUGGAGCAUUUUACAGCCCCAGCUGAGCAAACUGUGGUCUCUGAGACGGUCCAGGGUCCUGCUGCUGAGCUACAGGACAGUGGGCCCUCCCUCGCUGAGCGGGCAGAAAGCGGUCACCCCAAUCCCACCUGUCCCCCUGCGUCUGUACGCCACCCCCCGCCUGACCUCCCUCCUCACCUCCAAGACACCUUAGAUGCUCGUAGUCUUUCUUCGGCAGCACAAGGGAGUUUCAGACCUGAAGCUCUACCAACCCCACCAGCAUCACCCUGCCCUCCUCCUCCUCAUUCUCCAGGCCGUACUUUUCCUUCUGCACCUCCUGAACCCUGCCGCGUCCCAGUAAGGAGCUCAGAUUCAGAUGGAGCCUUUGAGACCCCUGAAUCCACAACCCCUGUGAAAGCUGUUUCCCCCACUGAACCCCAGAAAGAACAGCUAUCUGAUAUCAAAGUUGCAGAAGCUUCGGUUAGUGAUCCUUCAUCUGAUUUAACCCCAGCUCCUCCACCGUGUCGUUCUCCGUCCAUUGCUUUUGAUGAGAACAAGCCCAUUGCUGCCAGCGGUACAUACAACAUUGACUAUUUCGGCCCAGAUUCAGCAAGUCACACACUCACUCGUUCGCUCAGCCUCCAGGGUGGAGACUUAGAUAGUUCUGGCUUGCUGGACGGAUCAGUAUCCGGAGGUUUCCGUCCACAUUCGGAGUCCUUUAGUGUAGGCACCGAAAGUGCUCCUGGGACACUCCGCAGACCCAAGAAAGUUCGUCCUGGGUCUGUAAAGAAAAAGCCUCUGCUCAGACAGAACUCUAACCCAGAGAGUCCGAGGCCAGCUUCAUCGAGCAGUACCCCAGAAAUCAAGAAGCGGGCAAAGCCCCGAACUGCCAGCCCUCUUCAGGCUCAGGAGGAACCGGAGGUAGGCUCUGCAACGCCGAGCCCUGGGGGAACCCUUCGAAAAACCAGGAAGAGCCGUGUUGAGACUCCUCCUCCUCUGCCGGAGGAGACCAACCAUACCAGCCAAGAGGAGAACCCUGUACUACCUGCCUUACCCCUGUGUCAAGAGGAGACCCCCCUCCCUGGUACGCUGACAGGCACUGACGAAUCCCCCAUCCCGCCUACUGCCUCCUAUAAAUGGGAUCCAGACAAUUUUGAGAACAUCGACCCUUUUAGGACUGGAGGAAGUAAAAUUGCUAACUCUCCCGUCCUCGGCCGUAAAGAUCCUGUAUGCGCCCCCAUCUCUGCCCGUCCAGAGAGCCCUCCUGUGCCUGCUGCUGAACCGCAGCAGCCAAGUCCCCCGGCUCCUCGUAAAGAGCCAACAACCAACCCUGAGGAGCAACCUAUUCUGCCCAAGCGUCAACCCGUAAGACUGGAGUUUGACUACUCAGAGGAGAGCUGUGAGGCAUCUCAACAGGCCUCUCCUCCAGUCAAGAAAGUGGGCAAGAAGCCUGGUGCCAAGAUGCCUCUGAGAAAACCAAAACUGGGACUGAAAAAGGCCCCUCCAGCUCAGAUAGAGCAGCUGGACAACAGCAGUGCUGCAACCCAGAAUGGCAAUGAAAACGAAAUCCCAGUCCCUAAAGCAACUUAUAACUUUGAGCCUGACAAAUGGGACGAUCCAAACUUCAACCCUUUCACAUCAAAGAAAGGUAUUUCCAAUUCCCCCACACUGUCCAGGCCGUCCUAUAGCUUUGACCCCAAUAACUUUGACGACUCUAUAGACCCGUUCAAAUCCUCCAACAAGAUGUCCAAUUCCCCUCCAAAGACAUCUGCCUCCUUUGAACUGCCAUCCAAUGACUAUGAGAAUGAAAAUGAUAAUGACAACAUUGGGGAGCUGGAGGAUCAAAACCAGAACAAACCAACCAAAAAGAAGAAAACUCCCAUCAAAUCUAAUACUUUCAGAGUGAAGAGAUCACCAAAGAAGUCACCAUUAUCUGACCCAUCGCAGGAUGCGCCCUCUGCAGACGAGCCAAACUCCCUCCACUCGCAGGACGACCACGCCACAGACGAGGAGAAGCUGGCCUCCUCCACCGGGCAUAAAUGGGCAACCCUUCACAACGUGGAUACGGAGUUGAAAUCCGACCAACAAGACUUCCCUCAGCCGUGCGAUCUAACGUCCUUUGUCAAUGAGAACAGUCUUCCACAGGAGACUCCAGUGCCAGACUAUGAAAUCGAGUACAUGGAGAAGAUUGGAUCUGCUUCCCCACCCCUGUCUGCGAAGAAGCCGUCUCUGUACUUGAAAUUGGACUCCGUGUCCGACAACUUAACCAAAACGACGUGUGCCCAUGGAUCUGAGCCCAGCUCUCCCUGCACAGGGAGUUUUGAGGAGAUGGAGGCCCAGAUCACAGCAGGUAUGAAGACUCCGGUGCUGAGCUCCCGGUCUGGCCUUGAGGACUCUACGGGGGAAAAGAGCCGGAAGAGGGAAAGCGAGGCGCUCAGCAGAACGCAGAGCACAGAGAGGGACGAACAGCCGUCUAGCCAGAUCCCCACAGAGGCCCCGGCUCCAGGCCCAGCCUUCUCCCCGUUAGACAGACUGUGUGAAAUCGAUGACCCCCUGCAGUACCUGGAGCCUGACCUGGCCGAGACCAACCCCACAGCAUUCGCCCAAAAGCUACAGGAGGAGCUGGUGCUUGCUGCCUUGAGGAUAGAGGCUCUGCAGGUAGCCAAAAACAUCUCUCAGUGCCCCUCCCUCUCCACUGUAACCCCCAAGUCUCGACUCAAGAAACCCACCACUCGGCGUUGGAAUAUCAACGGUUCCCCCUUAUUAAAACACAGAGAUCUAUCAUCUUCAGUGGAGAAUGCCGUAUCCAAGAACUCCCUGUAUGCCAGGAACACCACCAACACCGCCUACAUAGAAGGGGAGAGCCCUCAUCUACCCAGAGAUCUGGACCACUCAUUGGGCAUCGCGCGGGAAGAGAUUGUCUCAAAGGAGAAAGAAGUGCUGGAGUGGCAGAGGAAGUAUGAAGACAGCCGUCAGGAAGUGGUGGAGAUGAGGAGAAUUGUUGCAGAGUAUGAGAAGACAAUUGCGCAGAUGAUUGGCAUGCCAGAGGAUGACCAGAAGGAGAAAUCUCUCUCCCACCAUACCAUCCAGCAGCUGAUCAUGGAGAAGGACCAGGCCUUAGCUGACCUCAACUCUGUGGAAAAGUCUCUGGCUGACCUCUUCCGGCGUUACGAGAAGAUGAAAGAUGUGCUGGAAGGUUUCCGCAAGAAUGAAGAGGUCUUAAAGAAAUGUGCACAGGAGUAUCUGUCAAGGGUCCGCAAGGAGGAGCAGAGAUAUCAGGCUCUGAAGAUUCAUGCAGAGGAGAAACUGGACAAGGCGAAUGCAGAGAUAGCUCAGGUGCGAGUCAAGGCCAAGCAGGAACAGACGGCCUACCAGGCCAGUCUGAGGAAGGAGCAGAUGAAGGUGGACUCUCUGGAGCGCACGCUGGAGCAAAAGAACAAAGAGAUCGAAGAGUUAACAAAGAUCUGCGAUGAGCUCAUUGCCAAGAUGGGGAAGAGUUAACAGCCGCAACGCCAGGGGGAAACAGAGGAUCCCUCUUCCGACAACCUACAGCUCAUGUGAUGUUGGAAUUUACUUCUUUUCCUCAGAUGUUGUGAAUACUUGAUCCACAGGAAUGGCUUCCUUUAAAUUACCGUGUACAUUUUUAAUGUGUCAGUUUAUCGUGCUGUAUCAGGGGCCUGGUUUAAAGGGUUAGAAAAUCUCCCUUAUCACGUGUGUGUGUGUGUGUGUGUGUGUGUGUGUGUGUGUGUGUGUGUGUGUGUGUGUGUGUGUGUGUGUGUGUGUGUGUGUGUGUGUGUGUGUGUGUGUGUGUGUGUGUGUGUGUGUGAAAUGCUCAUCCACUUCUAAAGCACUCAAACAGUCAUAAUAGCUUCUUGCAUGUGAGAGAGAAAGAAAAAGAAUUUAAUGUUUUGUAUAUACUGUAGGACGGACUCAUCUGCAUUUUUAAUAGUUCUUUUGUCAUCCUCCGCUCUCCUCAUGUAUCCUUGUAGAUAUUUGUCAUAGCUUUUUUUUUUUUUUUUUUUUGAUGGAACUUUAUUUUGAGGAUUUUAUUUUGAUAUAAAGCAAACUAAUUGUUACUGUAUUCAGUUGUGACCAGAAGUAAUUUAAUUUUGAAUGGAACUGUUCUAGUCAUUGCAAUGGUCGUUUGUCACACUGAGGAAUAACUUGUCUGCACAGCUACUGUACAGCAUCUGCUUACAAAGUGCAAUAAAAGAUGGCAAUACAGCC